This is a messenger RNA of Melospiza georgiana, 2080 nucleotides long. RefSeq lists its product as uncharacterized. Gene Ontology annotation, biological process: spindle assembly; centrosome cycle. Bases 10 to 2052 code for a protein of 680 amino acids. The transcript is spliced from 17 exons. The record is from RefSeq and is a predicted model, not a curated record. NCBI's taxonomy places the organism in Eukaryota, Metazoa, Chordata, Aves, Passeriformes, Passerellidae. Gene Ontology annotation, cellular component: centrosome; HAUS complex.
CCCCCGGCCAUGAUGGCGCAGGCGCUGGAGCGCUGGCUCCGAGAGGAGAUGGAGCUGCCGCCCUCCGCCAUCCCCUCCCCGGCCGCGCUCCGCAGGCUCUGCUCCGGCCCCGCAGCCCCCAUUUGGGAUUACGUCAUCCGCCACGUCCGGAACCAGCGGAACGUGAAGAAGAUCCGAGGAAAUCUGCGCUGGUACGGGCACCUGCAGGAGCUGGAGGCUGCUCCAGCUCCGCCGGGCCAGCAGGGGGCGCUGCGCGCGGCCGUGGAGCGGCUCCGGAACGAGGUGCGGGACCUGGGGGACGCCAUUGCGGACGCACAGGAAACGGCGCAGCGCCUUGACGCCUCGCUGGAGGAGGCGCAGAGCCGGCGGUGGGCGGAGCUUGAGCGAGGGGCGGAGCUUCGGCUGCUGGGGGCAGAGCCGGGCACGGCUGGGCUGCGGGACGGCCACGAGGGGGCGCUGCGGGCAAUCCGUAAAAGGCCGGGCCAAUCCCGGGAGGAGCUGUCGGCCAUCUUGGCCGCAGGGGCGGAGCCAGAAGUGCUGGUGUCAAUCAAGGCUCUGUGCAAGGCCAGGGAGGCGGAGCUCCAGAGGCCACGCCCACACAGAGCUGCCAAUCACCCCGGGAAGGCUCAGAAGGCUCCAGAUUGGUCGGAACAGGCUGAGGCUGUACUGAUUGGCCACAGCCCAGAGGCGGUGCUUUGGGCGCUGGAGGUCCUGGCCAAUCAGAGCACAAGAGAUCUCCUGGCUGGCCCUGCCCCCUCAGCCGAGGCCCCGCCCACCCUGAAGAGCCUCCUGCAGGAGCGCUGGGGGGCCGUGGGGGAGGUGUGGGGGGCACUGCCCCCCCUCCUGUCCCACCUGUCCCACCUGAGGGGGCAGCUGGGGACGCACCUGGAGCAGUGGACAGGCAACAAUGAAGUCAUCAGGCAGUUCCUGCUCCGGGAGGGGCUCUUGGCCUACCGGGCCUCCCUGGGCCGGGCGCUGACCCAGCUGCAGCAGGAGCUCCAAAAUCCCCAAAAUCCACCCCAGGAACCCCAAAAACCCCAAAAUUCGGCCUCAAAACCUCAAAAUCCACAAAAUUCAGCCCCAAAAUCCCAACAUUUGGACCCAAAAUCCUCACAUUUGGCCUCAAAAUCAGCUCCAAAAUCUGCUCUAAAACCCCAAAAUUUGGAUCUUAAAUCCCCAAAUUUGGACCCAAAAUCCCAAAGUUUGGAUCCUAAAUGCCCAAAUUUGGACCCAAAAUCCCAAAAUUUGGAUCUUAAAUCCCCAAAUUUGGACCCAAAAUCCCAAAUUUUGGAUCCUAAAUGCCCAAAUCUGGUCCCAAAUUCCACGGAUUUGACCCCAAACUCGGCCCUGGAGCAGCUCCGGCAGCAGCUGUGGAGGGGGAGGGGCCGAGUGCUCCAUUUGCAGCAGCGCCUGCGGUUCCUGAGCACCGCCACCAGGGGGCGCCGAGCGGCGCUGAAACCGUUGCAGGAGCAGGUUGUGGGCGUGGCACGGGCGGGGCCGGGCUCGGCCCUUCCCCCUCUGGAGGGGGAGAGGCUGCGGCGCCGGCAGCUGGCACUGGGAGCACUGGGAGCACUGGGAGCGGAGCCCCGCCCCCUGGCACAGACCACGCCCCCUCUGCAGGGGCUGGCGCAGGAGAUGGGCGUGGCACAGGGCUCGCUGCUGUCCCAGGCGGCCAUCUUGCGUCAGCAGCUCCGCCAGGGGGCGCUGUGCCUGCGCCGGGGGGCGGGGCCUGCCCUGGGGGCGGAGCCAGAGCAGCUGGCCCCGCCCCCGCUCACCGUGGAGGAGGCCGAGCUGCUGGCCCGGCUGCGAUUGGUCAGAGAAGGCUGCGAGCAGCGAAUCAGGGUCUGGCCCCGCCUCCAGGAGCUCGUCAGCCAAUGGUGGGCCCAGCCGGCUCAGUGGGUCCUGGCCACGCCCCCUGGCUGCGCCCCCUUCUCCCAUUGGCUGCAGCGCUGGAGAGCUGCCACCCACGCCCUGCAGGCCACGCCCACCCCCGAGGAGGCCCCACCCACCCCCGAGGAGGCCCCGCCCACUGCUGGGAAGGGGGAGGAGUGAGCAGAGGAGGCUCCGCCCAUUUGAAGCA